This is a messenger RNA of Rotaria sordida, 498 nucleotides long. The record is from the annotation of a GenBank genome assembly. Lineage: Eukaryota; Metazoa; Rotifera; Eurotatoria; Philodinida; Philodinidae.
AUGUCAACUGUCAUACGAAGUCUUUUAAGUUUAGCUUCAGUAGCAACUGUACAUCGUUAUAGUUCAUAUGCAUAUUUUUCAUUAUCAACUCCUUAUUGUUCAGCAAAAAAAUCAAUAUCAGAUGAAGUAGUUAAAGCGCAAACAGCUAAACCAAUAGAAGAUACAAUCUUUGGAAAAAUUGCGCGAAAAGAAAUUAAAGUUGAUUUACUUCAUGAAGAUGAUCAGUGUGUAGCAUUUCAUGAUGUUAAUAAACAAGCACCAACACAUUUUUUAGUUAUUCCAAAAGAACCUAUCCCACAAUUAUCAGCUUGUACAUCAUCAAAUGAAAAAUUACUUGGUCAUUUGUUAAUUGUUGCUGCACAAGUUGCUAAAAAACAAGGUCUAGCUGAUGAUGGUUAUCGUUUAGUUAUUAAUAAUGGACGAAAUGCAUGUCAAAGUGUUUAUCAUCUUCAUAUUCAUGUCCUCGGUGGCAGACAACUCGACUGGCCACCUGGUUAA